Molecule: messenger RNA, 1086 nt
Organism: Ambispora leptoticha
Lineage: Eukaryota; Fungi; Glomeromycota; Glomeromycetes; Archaeosporales; Ambisporaceae
Source: the annotation of a GenBank genome assembly
AUGAAACAAACAAAACCAAUAACAUUAUCUUUCGUAUUAUUAUGGGUGUUGCUGUCAAUAUUCUCAACACUUGCAAUUCCAACGCGUGAUUCUAAUACUUUUGCGGUACCACUGGGUGUACCAAAUGCAAAAAAGUCACCAAAUCCUCCAUCAUAUGCUAUACUGCCUGUUAAAACACCUGCAGUUCCAGUCGGAACACCACCAAAAAUUGUAUACUUACAAGUAGAUACCGGUAGUGGAUCAACCAUUGUUCUUCCGCCCUACAAUUCUUCUCUUUCGCGAACAGCGAAAAAGGAACCAGCAAAUGAUACUACAUUACCAUUCUUGGGUGGAUUGAAAAUUUCUGGACACUACGUAAGAGAUGUAUUCAGGAUCGGUAGCAUCACAAUUCGUGAUCAUAAAUUUCUCGCCGGAACUAACGUAUCGCAAGAAGCUCCAGGUAAUGGCAUCUUGGGAUUGGGCAUACGGACUCAGAUUCCUGAUGGUGAAACCAUUGGCGCUCCAUUACUUGGAAUACAAUUAGUUAAAGGAGGUGGAGGUCAAAUUUUAUUCGGUGGCAUUGAUUAUUCAAAAAUCAUUGGGUCAAUCACCUACGAAAAACAAAGUGUAGAAGACCAAUGGAUAAUCCCAAUAAAAUUAGCAUUCACCUUCGGUGUAGAGCUUCCCAAAAACUCCAGCAUAGAAUCCAACAGACCAAUCGAGAGCAGUGCACUAAUUGACUCAGGCUCGACAGUAGUUUAUGUGGAUAACGGAUUAGCCGACGCGUUCUAUCAAACUAUUCCCGGCUACAAUAUUUCCACUGAUGGAUAUUACACAAUCCCUUGUGAUGUAGAAGUUUCGACGCUGCCUGUUGUGAAAGUGAUAAUAAAUAAUCAAGAGUUUCCGAUUCCAAGAGCUGAUCUUGUGUUUGAACCGACGCAAAACGAUCCAAAGCAGUGUGUUGGUGGUAUUCAGGGUGGUCAACCAAAUCCUCAACUAUGGAUUCUCGGUGAUACUUUUAUGCAGAAUUAUUAUUUAAUAUUUGAUCGAGGAGAAGGUCAAAUUGGUGUAGCAAAAAGAUCAGACGUCAAAUAUGACGAUCAUUAA